Acipenser ruthenus (sterlet) is the source of this 1524-nucleotide messenger RNA. RefSeq names its product outer dense fiber protein 3-like. Lineage: Eukaryota; Metazoa; Chordata; Actinopteri; Acipenseriformes; Acipenseridae. The coding region runs from base 622 to 1374 and encodes 250 amino acids. The transcript is spliced from 7 exons. Gene Ontology annotation, cellular component: cytoskeleton. The record is from RefSeq and is a predicted model, not a curated record.
GCCACAUUUGAAUGUAAACAUCAAUCUCUCUUUCCUAACUUGAAAGCUUGUGAUUAAUUAUUAUUUAGUUAGUCCAAUAAACAGUAUCACAUCUCCUUCUCUUUGUCUAUCAUCCCUGGACUGAUACGACUACCAUUUCUAACAGUCCAUGGUAUUAGAAGGGUGUGACAUCACUAGUUUAAUCAUAAUUGGAAGAACAUGUUCCAGCUUAGUUACAUACUGAUCACCAUUUUAUCAUUCAGGCAACAUUUUAGUGGCAGGUUGGUUAACAAACUGAAAAACUAAAUUGAAAUUUAAAAUUUCAACUGUUAAAAGUUAUAAUGUAUAUGCAAUACAUAGCCGUUUUGUGUUACCACUUUGUGUCAUUGUUCAAUGUAUUUGGAUAAUUUUGAGAAGGAAAACAUACUGGUAUUUCAGUUUUGUCAGAAUACUAGAACGCUCUGAAUAAUAGUGUUUUGUUCCCAUGGUGACGGAAAUUCCAAUCCCUCCUGCUCAAGAGACCUAGCAUGCCCCUAAAUAGACAACAGGAGGCACCCCUAGUUUGAACCUCACAUAUCAAGAGAUUGCACUGCAGGAGGAACAUCAGGAGAACACAUAUUGGUUUUGUAUCCAGAGCUGAUCAUGACUACUGAUCCAUGGGUGGGAACCUGGAGGCCGCAAAAGCCUCUAAGACCCAUUGGAGCACAGUACACCAGUCCAGGACCAAAGUAUGGACUGCCUUCUGCAACAGGAACCAUCAAGCAUGACCCAACAAAAAACAAAGCCCCUGCUUAUUCUUUCGGUAUUCAGCAUGUCAGGUAUAACACCGACAGUUCUCCAGGUCCAAAGUACUUUGUGUCAAGCAAAAUGACAAGAAUGGGCAAGGAUGCCUUCCCCGCCUAUACCAUGUGUUUCCGGAGCAAGGAACCCAAGAAAGCAAAAACACCUGGUCCAGCAACCUAUUUUCCAGAAAAAGCUAUAAAGUGUUCCUAUAAUACGCCACCAGCUUACACCAUGGGCAGCAAGACAGAACACUUUGAAAUGGACAGUGUGCCAGGGCCAGCUGAUUACAAAAUACCUACAACGCUGGGAAGAAAUUUACCAGUCAAGUCCUCGGCACCCUGUUAUUCAUUCGGAAUUAAAAGCAAUUUAAACAUUGCGAACAAGGGUCCAUCACCUAACACUUAUAAGACUACAAACCUUAAUGUCUAUAAGUGCACCGCCCCUCAGUACAGCAUGUCAAGCAAAGCUGGGAUGCCUAGUGGUUCAGGAAAUACACCUGGACCCGCUGACUACAAAACAGAAAAGGUGACCUGCAAUAAGUAUACUCAUCCUGCAUUUACAUUUGGUGUUAAACACUCCGAAUAUAUGGCACCAUUAGUUAUUGCUAACUGAACCUGUAAAUGUGUUUACACUGUACAAGAUAUUUUGUUACAAGAGAUUAUUGUUAUAAAUGUGUUAAACUGUGUUCGAAAUGAAUUUUCAUUGUGAAGUGUUUAAACUGUAAUCGUAACUCAGAGUUACACAUUAAAUAUGUUAUGCUUU